Asparagus officinalis (garden asparagus) is the source of this 838-nucleotide messenger RNA. Its product is annotated as constitutive photomorphogenesis protein 10. NCBI's taxonomy places the organism in Eukaryota, Viridiplantae, Streptophyta, Magnoliopsida, Asparagales, Asparagaceae. Gene Ontology annotation, cellular component: nucleus. The record is from RefSeq and is a predicted model, not a curated record. Bases 87 to 614 code for a protein of 175 amino acids. Gene Ontology annotation, molecular function: ubiquitin conjugating enzyme activity. Gene Ontology annotation, biological process: protein polyubiquitination. The transcript is spliced from 4 exons.
GGAAAAGACCAGAUGCGCCGCGAUUCGGCCCAUUCGCGACCCCUGACUUGAGCUAGAGAACACGGGCACAGUGAUUAAUUCCAUCGAUGUCCUCCUCGACGGGAAAUCCCUUCGCCGGCGUCGGAGGAGGCGGCGGAGUCCAUCAAUGGUGUUCGACGACGUCGGUGUCGUCGUCGAGUAAGAGGAUACAGAAGGAGAUGGCGGAGCUGAACGCGGAGCCGCCUUCCGAUUGCUUUGCGGGCCCCAAAGGCGACAACCUCUACAAUUGGGUCUCCACCAUCAUCGGACCUCAAGGAUCGCCAUAUGAAGGUGGCAUAUUUUUCCUUGACAUUACAUUUCCAUUGGCUUAUCCUUUCAAACCACCCAAGGUGAUAUUUAGAACUCGAAUAUACCACUGUAAUGUUGAUUCUUCCGGCGAAGUAAACCUGGACAUCUUGAAGGACAGCUGGAGUCCCGCCUUAACAAUUUCAAAAGUGUUAAUAGCUAUCAAAACCAUCUUCACCAAUCCCGAUCCAUAUAACCCACUUGUUUCAAGCAUUGCUCGCUUAUACCUGACUGAUAGAGCUAAGCAUGAUGAGAUAGCUUCAGAGUUCACUAUGCGUUUUGCUCGUUGAGCUGUGUGCUGCUAGAUUGUCACUCAGGUAGCAUUUGGCCCUUCAGCCAUUAGAGAUUUGUACUAUUUUGUGAUUAGAUGUGGACAUCAUAUAUUCAUUCUGCAUGUAAAACCUUUUCCUGGAGUUGUACCCUUGUUGUAACCAUUCAUAUUUCAGAUUUUAUGUGAAGAUGUACCAAUACUGUGCAUAGGUCUUUUUUGUGUGUGCAAUAUAACAUUUGUGUA